Molecule: messenger RNA, 7028 nt
Organism: Gadus macrocephalus (Pacific cod)
Lineage: Eukaryota; Metazoa; Chordata; Actinopteri; Gadiformes; Gadidae
Product: protocadherin gamma-C5-like
Exons: 5
Coding region: 1334-4330 (998 amino acids)
Biological process (GO): homophilic cell-cell adhesion
Cellular component (GO): plasma membrane
Molecular function (GO): calcium ion binding
Source: RefSeq, a predicted model, not a curated record
GCUGAACAUAUUGUGAUUUAAAAAUUAUGUUUCCAUUAAGAAAUAUAUUGAAAGCCUCUUGAAUUGAAUACAUUAUACUGCACGUUAUGUCUCUCAGAAUUUAUUUUCUCCGUAACACUGUUUGUUAUUUAAAAUGGUACAUCAUCAAUUAUUACUUCAUAUUUAAAUUCAGUGCAUUCUACAUGUGAUAUGAGCAUCCUAUUAGCCGGCAUCUAAAUAUAACACGGUAAUGUGGACAACACUUACCAAAGGGGAGACAUAUAUGUUGACAUAUCUAUUGACUUGUUGAAUAUCAAGUUUAGAUUUGCGUAGGUUUUCUUUGCAUAUAAUUAAAGUCUUAGGUGGACAUACGUGAAGGCCUUUGUUGUUCGGGUUAACGGUUGAUGGAUAUGUAUCUUUCCGAACCAAUCACCUAUGUGUGUGUGUGUGUGUGUGUGUGUGUGUGUGUGUGUGUGUGUGUGUGUGUGUGUGUGUGUCGUCAGGGGUGAGGGUCACAGAUUUCGAUGUUCAUACAAUAACUUUAACACUUGUAUCUUUACCUUGUUGUCUCAUUGCGCUAAUGUCUAGUUUAAUUUCUACCGUAAGGCCUAGUUGUCUUUCUACCCUGAUAUUUUGAAAGCAUACAAUUAGAAAUGUCAAUCUCCUGCUCUCCAUAGUUUUUCUGGGCUCCCAGAGCAUCUUUGUAUGUUGCUCCCAGCAUCACAGUACACUCUGCUGCACUAUGUGGAGGAGUGACAUGAAGGUGUGGUUGUAAAGUCAGCAAAUGUCUGAUGCUUUUGGUCCUGCUUCUCCAUUCCUUUUCUUAGCUGUGUCUCUGUCCAUGGUGCUGGAUAGUUUGUAUAGAGCUGUACACCGUCUUAACUCCUUCAUGAAGAUCAUACGGUUCAAUUCGAUAUUUUUUAAAAGUUUUCAUUGGGUUUCAUUAGCAUUGAUCAACAAUUACCUGCAUAUGGUAUGCAUAUUGGGCAAUGUCAUGUUUACUUAAUUCAAAGAGAGUUUUAAAGAAAGAAGACAGAUCUACUGAAUAGAGUACUACCUUUUGGUUUUCCACGAGUUAUGAGUUAUGGCCCCUCUCAAUGUGUUAUACACCCUGAUGACUCAGGAGGUCGCUAUGCACCUGCAAUAGAGUAGACCUGCAACAUAAUAUAAGAGUCAGCCGUUCCAUCCAACAGCUCGUCACGAGAGCAGUACAAAGCCGAGUUCCGUAGAAAAGCGGUCGUCUAUCAAAUGCCGAUGGUCGUUCUAUAUUUUUUAUCAAUUCCGUUUCCUUAGUGCUUUGUUAGAUAACCCGAACCUAUAUCGUCUUUAUUGUUUUUUUGCUCGGUUUAGAAGGAUGGAAUAUUGCGGGAUGGGUAAUUUCGUGUUUUUAUUUUUAGUAUCUGGACUGCAUUCUAUUCAUGGCGACCUGAGCUAUUCAGUUCAAGAGGAGAUGAAGCGUGGAUCUGUUAUUGGGAAUAUCGCCAAGGACCUCGGACUUACAUUGGACAUAUUAUCUUCUAGGAAGGCUCGUAUUGAAUCAGAGGAAAACGAACGGAGGUAUUGUGACGUCAAUCUACGAAGCGGAGAGCUCAUUGUUUCAGAGAGAAUCGACAGAGAGGAACAAUGCGGACAAAAACCUUCGUGUGUUCUUAAAUUCGAGCUCCUUUUAGAGUCUCCCUUAGAAUUACACCGUGUGUCACUACAGAUACAAGACAUAAACGACAAUGCACCGAGUUUCCCGACGGAUAAAAUCAAGCUGGAAAUAAGGGAAUCUGCUGUCAAAGGAGCUCGGUUUCGCGUGAAUGCGGCUCACGAUGAAGACAUAGGCCAAAACGGUGUUCAGAGUUAUAGUCUGCAACGAAAUGAAUACUUUGUGUUCAAUAUACAAUCUACAAGUGCUGGCACUAAAUAUGGCGAAUUGGUUUUACAAAAGGAAUUAGACAGAGAAGAGCAGAAGGAAAUUAAAUUGUCUCUUUUAGCCCUGGACGGUGGAUCUCCUCAGAGAUCAGGCACAGUAGUCAUACACGUCACUGUGUUGGACGCUAAUGAUAACGCCCCAGUGUUUAGUCAGGCCGUGUAUGUGGCCAGUCUGCCUGAAAACGCUCCGCUGAAAACCCGUGUGGUGACUGUUAGCGCUGCGGACGCAGACGAGGGUGUUAAUGGAGAAGUAACAUAUGAACUAGGCCGGAUAUCUGAUAGGUCACGAAAACUGUUUUCACUCGAUGCACAGACUGGAGAAAUAUUUGUUACAGGUGAAAUAGACUUCGAGGAGGGAACCAAAUAUGAAAUAAUUGUGCAAGCAAAAGAUGGAUUUGGUAUUUCCUCAGACUCUCAAGUUCUUAUAAGUAUUACAGAUGUUAAUGACAAUGCUCCCGUCAUAUCACUGAAAUCAGCAACCAAUCCCGUACCUGAGAACGUGUCACCUGGUACGGAGGUGGGCCUUAUUAACGUGCAGGAUAGAGAUUCAGAGAAAAACCGAAAGGUUAGGUGUUUUCUUCAGCAACAUGUUCCUUUUAAACUUAUUCCUUCCAUUAAAAACUAUUAUUCUUUGGUAACAACAGAGAAACUAGACAGGGAACUGGUGUCUGAAUACAACAUUACAAUAUCUGCCACCGAUGAGGGCUCUCCUCCUCUGUCGUCAGUUAAAGUUGUUCACAUCUCAAUAGCUGACGUCAACGACAACCCACCUGUGUUUGAGGAGCAGUCGUAUAGCAGCUAUGUCCCUGAGAACAACAAACCGGGCCACAGCCUGUGUUCUGUUAAGGCCCAUGACCCAGACUGGAGACAAAACGGUACAGUGAUCUAUUCUCUUUUACCUGGUGAAGUCAACGGUGCUCCAGUCUCCUCUUAUCUAUCUGUUAACGGAGACACCGGAGUGAUCCAAAGUGUCAGGCCUUUUGAUUAUGAACAGUUAAGGAGCUUUAAAGUCUAUGUAAUGGCACGAGACAACGGUUCUCCUCCGCUCAGCAGCAACGUGACUGUGAGUGUCUUCAUAACGGAUGCAAAUGACAACACUCCUCAGAUACUUUACCCCGCCCCAGAGGGAAACUCCUUCAUGACUGAACUGGUACCCAAAGCUGCACAAGGAGGUUCUCUGGUUUCCAAGGUGAUAGCAGUUGAUGGGGACUCUGGACAGAAUGCCUGGCUGUCCUAUCAGAUCAUUAAGUCCACUGAUCCGGGACUUUUCAAAAUCGAUUUGCACAGUGGGGAGAUCAAGACCCAGCGAGACAUUUCUGAUUCUGACAACAUGAAACAGAACAUUGUAGUCACUGUAAAGGAUAACGGACAGCCCUCCCUCUCUGCUACAUGUUCCAUGUUUUUACUGAUUUCUGAUAACUUGGCUGAAGUACCCGAACUGAAGGACAUGGCUUAUGAAGAAAGCAGUUCUAAAUUAACAUCUUAUCUGAUCAUCGCGCUGGUAUCCGUCUCCACCUUUUUCCUGACUUUCAUUAUUAUCAUUCUGGGAUUGAGGUUUUGUCGGAGGAGGAAGCCCAGACUGUUAUUUGAUGGAGCGGUUGCUAUUCCAAGCUCUUACCUCCCUCCAAACUACGCAGAUGUGGACGGCACUGGAACUUUACGCAGCGCAUAUAAUUAUGAUGCGUAUUUAACCACUGGAUCUAGAACAAGUGACUUUAAAUUUCUCACAUCUUACAAUGACAACACACUGCCUGCAGACCAGACCCUGAGAAAAAAUCCAACAGACUUUGAAGAAGUGUUUGGAGACAUCGAUUCUUCACCUGAGCAAAAGCCUCCCAACAACGACUGGCGCUUCACCCAGGGUCCGAGACCUGGACCUAGCGGUCCUCAAAUGCCAUACGCCACACACAUACGAUGGACAACGAAGGAUGGCACAAGGGCUGCUGGAGGACCCGAGGUUGCCAUGGGAACCGGCCCCUGGCCCCAGCCUCCUACCGAGGCCGAACAGCUCCAGGCCCUGAUGGCGGCCGCCAACGAAGUGAGUGAGGCCACUGGCACCCUGGGACCCGGCACCAUGGGACUGAGCACGCGCUACAGCCCCCAGUUCACCCUGCAGCACGUCCCCGACUACCGGCAGAACGUCUACAUCCCGGGCAGCACCGCCACCCUGACCUCCAACCCCCAGCAGCAGCUGAUGCAGCAGCAGCAGCAGCAGCAGCAGCAGCAGCAGCAGCAACAGCAGCAGCAGCAGCAGCAGCAGCAGCAGCAGCAGCAGCAGCAACAGCAGCAGCAGCAGCAGCAGCAGCAGGCGGCUGCCCAGCAAGCCCCACAGCAGGCCCUGCCCCCAUCCCAGGCCUCUGCCCAGGUGGAGCCCCCCAAGGCGGCCCAGACCCCCGCCUCCAAGAAGAAGUCCACCAAGAAGGAGAAGAAGUAGGAAGAUGGAUGGAGGACGAGGGAAGGCGGCUGGAGGAGGCGAUGCAGUCCCCAGCCUCCUCGACCACUGAUGAUGGAUCAUGAAAAAAAUAAAGAAAAAGGAACAAAAAAAAAAAACUUCCCUCACUGCCCCCCGCAACCCACCCCUACUCCCCUCCCAGCCAGGGCAGCUGAUUGCUCUGCUGCCCCCACCCUCACCCAAACCCGCCCGCUCUCACCCACCAACCGAUUUACAAAUCACGCGGACACCGUUGGGUGGGUUCUUUGUAAAGUGUCUCUGGAAGAGCCUUGAGGAAGUUGAAUGUGCUUGAAGGCUGUCGUAUAUAUUUACUUGUCGGAGAACGGUGUCCCUUUGGCAGCGCUUUCUCCUCGUAUUGCUCGUGUAAUCAUUGAUGGUAAACAAGUCUAUUCUUUUGUGGGGGGGAAGGGGGGAGGGGGUUGUGGGUGUGACAGGUUGCUGUAUUUGAUGUCCAAUUCAAAAGAGCUUGGUGUUCGCUUCCUACGAACAGGCCGGCUGUGAGGAGCCUCACAGCGCCGUCCAGGCUGUACCCAGUGGUGUAUUCAGAGAUGAAGAUUUGUGGCGUGUUUUCAAGUAGGAUUUGUUCCACUCUUUCCCUAGAUGGAAAACAGCCAUCUAUUGUAAAGUACGCUAGAUUGCCACUUGAUUACUCCUACGUAGGCUCUACUAUGUAGGAUUAGGGGGGGACAAAAAUCACAAACACGCAACUCCUAUACUUGCUAUUGUUUGAACAGGUAUUAAUCGCUCCGCUGCAUGCUGUUUUUAGGUUCAAACCACGUGUAUUUUAAAUGGUUGCAAAACUAUGCAUCGCAAAAGCAAGGAGGACGUCUUUAGUCUCAUGUCCCUCCGUCCAAAAACGCAGGUCAACACGAUGCACACGUAGCAUUUACUUGACAAUAAAUACAGGGGGGGUGCGGGGACACACUUUUGUAAGCAUAGUGAAAAAAUAAAAUGAGACUUUGAUCUCACGAUUUCUAUGACUAAUCCGAGCAUGUUCCCUCAGGAAGGUUCUGUCAGAGGGCUCUGUGGGCAGGACCUUGGGUCGUUCCUCAGAGCUACCGGAGGAACACUAGCAUUAGCCUACGCUAACAAACAAACCCUCCGUCCCUCAACCUUCCAGACCCGCUUGUAGGCCCCCCCCCCUCCCCCGCCUCUUGUGGCGGCCACAGUCUUAGAGCCAAACGAUAAGAAACGCACUGUUAGUAUGAUAAACCAUGAGAUGACAUAGGGGUAGUAAUCACUUCAGUCUUUAGGGGAUAAACAACAUGUAGACGUGUUCAGAUGAAGAAAAAAAAAAACGAUGUUCGUGCUUAGGAGUUUCUAGAACUCUUGCAGGCUGCUAGGGCCUCUACUGAGUACCCCUCUCCCCCCCCUCCCCCCCCCCCAACACCCACACACAUCCCCCACGACUUCCCCUCGACCCUAAAGUGCUGGUAGUAUCUCCUGACACGAGAAGACUCUCCUUCGUUUUUCUUUUUAAAAAGAUAAGCUUGAUAGCGUAGAGGUUGUCGUUCAUACCAGAAGACAUGAAGUGGUUCUUACUCGCCAUAUUGUCUGUCCGCCAAGAGACCACGGCUGGACGCCACUGCAUGACUAGAUGAAGGUGUCGUGGAGAGGGUUGAGCUGUCAGGGGGGAACGCUUUGGGGUAGCAGGAUUAGGGUGAGACUAAGGAGUGAGACUCAAACCUGGUUCUCGCGUGCUGAAAGUAGUACCCCGGUUCAGCCGCUGACCUCCCGCUUGGCUACCUUUAAUGCGCUGAGCCACAUGGAGCUCAGCACAUCGGCCCAUGUUGGAGAGGAGGGUAAACCACUUGAGGAUCAAGCAGCGAGGGGUGGUUCAGUCCUCCUUGGUAAUCCACCCUUACAUCCACAUUGUAAUGCCAAGCUCAGGCGCUCUACCACUUAGUCCAACCCUCUGGUUCUGUGGAGGCUCUUCCCCUCUGUAAAUAAACACACGUCCUGUCGAUGGUAUGAGCCAGUUGUAUAGUAGGGACCACGUCCAGCGUUUUCAAAAUAAGAGUCCCCCCCCCAUCCACAAGACGUGGCUUACUACUGGAAUGUGUUGCAUUUUUUUUUUCACAGUAAAAAAAAUAAGUUGAAAACCACAGUAUAAAAAGAAAAAGAUAAAAAGAAUAAAAAUCGGAGAUGUUCUUAAACAGUUUGUGUUGCAAUGUAGUAACUAAGCACCAUGGAAGCCAACUAACUUUUCAGUGUAAAUAAAUGAAUUAAAAUGACGAUAACUUUAGAUGAUAAGUAUACAAAGUGACACGCGUAGACUAGUUAACUCUUAAUAUGUGUUGCGCAUAUUUUUGUGUUCAUUUUCUCUCUAUUAUCUAUUUUAUCACCCUGUAAAGAAAAGAAACCACAAAAAAAUAUAUUGGAAAUGUUUCUAUCCUUCUGUAACCUCUUUAUGUUCUUUUGCUGUGAUUUUAUCUUGUGCAUUUGUGAAAGAAUGCCUCUUUCUGUCCAUAUGAACAAACAACUAUAAAUAUUAUAUGUGUAAGUCUGUCCGCUGCGGAAUUAAUCCUACUCUAUCCUGCUGUAUUAUCUUUCUUAUAAAUGCUUAGCCCCCACGCUAUACCCCUGUGUUAUUCUCUUAUUUUGAUGCUAAUAUUUAUAUUGCUGUUUUAUUUUCUCUUGAACACUGACAUUUCAAAUAAAAGAUUCAUUUUAAAAGCUA